This is a messenger RNA of Populus euphratica (Euphrates poplar), 807 nucleotides long. RefSeq lists its product as uncharacterized. The transcript has a single exon. NCBI's taxonomy places the organism in Eukaryota, Viridiplantae, Streptophyta, Magnoliopsida, Malpighiales, Salicaceae. The record is from RefSeq and is a predicted model, not a curated record. The annotation marks the transcript as partial.
AUGUCUUGCCAGACGUUGAUCAGUCCAGAAACAGCUGAGCCCAAGGCCCGAGCAGUGGGAGGCACCGAGCACAGCUGGUGCCGAGCGGUGCCUGGUGGCACUGGCAUAGCCGUCUUGGCCAUCCUCACAUCUAAGCUCCCUCGAAACUCGGUUCUAGAGAAUGCUCUCCACAAACUCCAAAAUUCUCAUCCAAUCCUUAGGUCAAGACUCCAUUCUGGCAGCAACACGAACACAUUUUCCUUCAUUACGUCUCCCACUCCUUUCAUUAAACUGAAAGCAUUCAACCUCUCGUCGACUUUCAAAAUCCUCGAAAAUCCAUUGAACCCAAAAAACCAAUCUCUCUCACCCCUCCAUCUGGUCCUUGAGCAUGAACUUAACCAAAACUCAUGGUAUAACCAUAACAAGGCACCAUCAUCCAUUAAUGAGAUUCAAGAUAUGUUUUUUGCUACCACCUAUGCCCUCCCUAACGCAAAGUGGGUACUGGUUCUUAGGCUUCAUGCCUCGGCGUGUGACCGAACCACGGCUGUGUCUUUGCUGCAGGAACUGGUGGUGCUGGUGAGUGAAGAGGAGAGAGGUGCUCUGCAGAAGGAAAUAGCAAAUGAAGGGGAGAUUACUUCGAGAAUUGAGGAUCUUGUUCCUAAUAAGAAGGCUAAGAAGGGUUUGUGGGAGCGUGGGAUUGACAUGCUUGGUUACUCGGUGAAUUCACUUAGACUAACAAAUCUGAAAUUCAAGGAUUCAAGGUCACCAAGAUCUUCUCAGGUGGUAAGGUUGCAGAUGAACCAAAAGGACACGGAGACGAUCAUUGCU